Colletotrichum graminicola M1.001 is the source of this 801-nucleotide messenger RNA. Its product is annotated as HCNGP-like protein. Gene Ontology annotation, biological process: regulation of DNA-templated transcription. The transcript is spliced from 3 exons. Gene Ontology annotation, cellular component: nucleus. Lineage: Eukaryota; Fungi; Ascomycota; Sordariomycetes; Glomerellales; Glomerellaceae. The coding region runs from base 1 to 801 and encodes 266 amino acids. The record is from RefSeq and is a predicted model, not a curated record.
AUGGGUGGCCUGGUCGCAUACGGCAGUAGUGACGAAGAUGACGAAGUGCAAGAAUCUAUUCCCGUAGAGACUGAAACUCCCAAGAACGUGACAGUUUCCACAGAUGGACCAGAAUCAAAUGAUGUGGAGUCAUCACAACCAUCCACAGCCACGGCACCAGAGCCGCAACCUUCACCCAGCGACGUGACAAUUGGCCCGGUCCAACAACACUCAGUCCCUUUAGGCCCCUCCCUCCCUCCGUUGGACUCCCAACGCCCCCAAGGCACCCCUUCUCAAGACGGUGACCCGUCCCAACCCCCAGCCUCACCCUAUACCGCCUCUCGCGCCCUCCUUCGCGACUUGACCCUUCCCCCCGUGCCGAAUCUUGACAUCCCGCCGUCGCCUCCCGGCUCUCCGCCCCCGGCCCUUGAGGCCAAGUUCACCCAGUUCCUCGAUCUUAAGAAGAAGGGCAUCCACUUCAAUGCCAAGCUCGCCCAGUCGGCCGCCCUUCGCAACCCGAGCCUGACGGACAAGCUCAUGGGCUUUGUCGACCUGGACGGACGCGCGGGGUACGCUACAACGCUGCCCACGGAUCUAUGGGACCCGACAUCCGAGGAGGUGCUGCCAGAGUGGGCCACGAGAACCGCGUUGAGACAAAGCCAGGAGAGGGUGCGCGCCCAGCGAGCAGGGUUGAGGAAGGGCGGAGGACCUGUGGAUUUUGUGCCGGCAGCGACUGCCGGGAUUGCUGAGGUCAGUUCUCCUGCCGGGGCUGAGCAAGGCAGUCUCUUGCGCCCAGGAAAGCGUAAGGCGGGUGCGUUUUGA